GUAGAACCCACGAGAUAUCAUUCUAAAUGAUCAUGAAUCUGCUCAGAUCUCUGUCGUGUCUUUUGAUUGAACGGUACCCAACAAAGAUAAUUCUCGUUUGCUGACGUUCCGGAUCGGCUACACAAAUCCUUCGCGAGUCGACGCUCCUCGGUGCAUCAUCAACCGUCCCAUCACCGCGGACCGCCACAGUUGACAGCGACAACGCGUCGAAGUCUCUACCACGUUCUGAAACGGGGUACCGUCAUCUUCUUCUUCAGCUGCUCCUUUUUCGGUUUUCUUUUGCUUUUUAUCUUGUGGGUGAAGGAGCUGAGAGAGCCGUUCCUGAAUGCUCCCCUGUUUUCUCUGGUGAUCCUCUGUUGCGGAAGCCCCUCCAUGGAUGCUAAUGGUGUGAAGCUUCCCUUACUGUCGAAGCCGCUUGAUUCAACUCCAACAGAUAAAAAGGAACCCAAGAGAAGGAGGUUUCGGCGCUGCAAAAGUGCUCCUCUUGCAGAGGGCAUUCCUCGUGAAGCGAAUCUCAAUGGCUCAAUCCAGUGUUCCGAGUCCGUACCAGGGUACCUCCACCCCAGUUUCAAAAGAGUUGCAAUACUCUUGGCGCUCUACAUAGGUUUUGGCACGGUGUGCUUCUACCUUGCGAAGAACGAGAUCGAUGGAGAAAAGACAAAUGACAUUCUUGAUGCAGUUUAUUUCUGUAUUGUGACAAUGACCACUGUUGGGUAUGGAGACCUUGUGCCAGGCAGCGCUCUGACAAAACUACUUGCUUGUGCUUUUGUCUUCUCGGGGAUGGCUCUUGUUGGCCUAAUUCUGAGCAAAGCGGCAGAUUACCUUGUAGAGAAGCAGGAAAUCAUGCUGUUCAAAGCCCUGCAUUUGCAUAACAAAGUUGGCCCCGCUGAAAUGCUAAAAGAAAUCGAAACCAACCGAGUGAGAUACAAGUGUGUCACAGCCUUUAUCCUUCUGCUGUUGCUCAUAGUUGCUGGAACAGCUUUCCUAGUUCUAGUCGAGCACCUGGACAUUGUUGACGCAUUCUACUGUGUGUGUUCUACCAUCACAACACUAGGAUACGGAGAUAAAAGUUUCUCAACCGAAGCAGGGCGUGUUUUUGCUGUGUUUUGGAUACUAACAAGUACGAUAUGUGUGGCUCAGUUUUUCCUCUACAUUGCUGAGCUAAACACGGAAAAUAGACGGAGGGCAUUGGUCAAAUGGGUUCUCUCUAGGAGAAUGACUCAUGUAGAUCUGGAGGCAGCUGAUCUUGAUGAUGAUGGGGUUGUCGACGCUGCUGAGUUCAUUAUAUAUAAGCUCAAGGAAAUGGGGAAGAUUAGUCAAGAAGAUAUAUCACUAAUUUUGGAGGAGUUUGAUGAUCUUGAUGUCGACCAAUCAGGAACUUUGUCCGUUUCUGAUACAACACUUGCCCAAUCGUCCUAAGCGGAACGUGAUUGCACCAUACUUGAGCGAUUAAUGACUUCUACAGUUGUGUAUAUCAUAUUGGAUUGUUGAUGUUAUGUGCAUAUGGUAGGUCCUUCAAUUAGGGUUCUUCUUUCAUGGUUUAGAAAAACUUCGCAACACUAGCUUUAUCAGGAAAAUGAGAGAUUUGGCUCGGAGCUGUUCAAGAUCCUACAGGCAUCUCUCGUGUGACAAUUUCCAUCACUGAAAAGAGUGAGAUGUUGAUGAUAAUCUCUAUUGCAGGAGUAGCAUUUAAUGGCAUUUGAGUAUGUUCUCUUAAUAAAGUAUACACCUCUCUCUUUAUUA
This is a messenger RNA of Syzygium oleosum, 1743 nucleotides long. Its product is annotated as two-pore potassium channel 1. Gene Ontology annotation, biological process: potassium ion transmembrane transport; stabilization of membrane potential. The coding region runs from base 373 to 1419 and encodes 348 amino acids. Gene Ontology annotation, molecular function: potassium ion leak channel activity. The transcript has 3 exons. Gene Ontology annotation, cellular component: plant-type vacuole membrane. NCBI's taxonomy places the organism in Eukaryota, Viridiplantae, Streptophyta, Magnoliopsida, Myrtales, Myrtaceae. The record is from RefSeq and is a predicted model, not a curated record.